AUAGUUUCACGGCCCACACGUCAGUGUGAGCACGGCCGCCACCUUUGCCGGUUGCUCCUCGCCGCCGUUCAAAAUUUGAAUCCCCACGAACGACGAACGGCUUCCUCCACGUCCCGUCGUGGCCGAAAAGGACAACGGCUAUCUCCUCCACUACCCCCACUACUUCACUGAUUGCUGCUCCUCCCAUCUUGUCGCGUCGCCUUCCUCUCCCAGUCCCAUUACCCAACACAGCCAAGCGGAAGGUUCUGUCGAGCGAGGAACAGGCAGUUGCAUUGUGGGUUUGUCAAUGGGGGCGUCGGGGAAGUGGAUCAAGUCGCUGGUGGGCCAGAAGGCGCCGUCGGUGGACAAGGCGGGGAGCAAGGGGCGCAAGUGGAGCCGGCUGUUUCGGAGCUCGACAUCCGCGUCCAGGGCCGGGGCGCCGGCGUCCGAGGCGUCGUCGGUGUCAGCCGACGCGUUCAGCUCUGUGGUCGCGGCCGUGGUCCGCGCGCGGCCCAGGGACUUCCACCUUAUCAGGAAGGAGUGGGCCGCCGUCCGCAUCCAGACUGCCUUCCGCGCACUCUUGGCGAGGCGGGCGUUGAAGGCGCUGAGGGGCAUCGUGAGGCUGCAGGCGCUGGUGCGCGGCCGGCUCGUGCGGAGGCAGCUGGCCGUCACGGUCAAGUGCAUGCACGCGCUGCUGCGGGUGCAGGAACGCGCGCGUGAGCGGCGGGCGCGCUCCUCUGCCGACGGCCGCGGCUCCGAGGACGCGCUCGCCGCGCGCAACGACCGUGCCAGUUCUACCAACGGCGCUGAGGAGCAAUGGUGUGACCAUCAAGGUUCUGUUGAUGAAGUAAGAUCAAAGUUACUCACGAAGCAUGAUGGUGCAGCAAAGAGAGAAAGGGCAAUUGCAUAUGCUCUUUCUCACCAGCCUCGGGGUUCAAAACACAGCGGAAAACCAAGCUCUCCUGCUAGCUGUGUUAGAAGCCAUGAGCCUAAUAGGUGCAAUCACAACUUGAGUUAUUUAGAAGGAUGGAUGGCAACAAAACCUUGGGAGACCAAGCUUAUGGAGCGAAAUCAGACCGACUCGCAGUUUGCAAAGAACCGUGAGGAGCUGAACUCGGCUGUCUCCAAGCUUCCUGAUGCUAGCUCAGUUAAAAUCAGAAGAAACAAUGUUACAACCAGGGUUGCAGCAAAGCCUCCUUCAGUGCUGUCAGCAGCUUGUUCUGACUUCGUGUGCGACGAGAGCUCUCAGUCCACAUCCUCUUUGAAUCUGGCAUCUGCUGCCAACAUCUUGGCAUCAGAAGCAAGAUCAGACUGUGGUGAUGUUGGAGGACCAAACUACAUGAACCUGACCAAGUCUGCCAAAGCAAGGUUGAAUGGUUGCAGCAGUCACAGAGGGUCAUUCCAAAUUCAGCGACAACGAUCUGGCGACAUGCGAAGGAUGGCACUCUCUUCAAUAGACACCCAAAGCAACGCUGGCUCGGAAAUUUCAGUGACCUCAAAGAGAUCGAACAGCAUGUCCUUGAAAGGUCGGAGCAUGACAAGAAGCUUGGACAAGGAGAAUGAUGAGUAAUCCUGGCUCCUUGAUCUUGGGACAAACUAAUCUGCACCAUAUAUAUUUCUUCCAAUCUUCCUGGUUUAGUGUUAGUUUUACACAUCCAAUCGAUGUUCAAUUCCUAAUUUGCUUCUUUUGAUAAAUUAUGUAUUUAGCAUCCAAAAAGGAGACAUGUGAAAGUUAAAUCAAUUAUUUAUCUCUACCUGCUGUCUACUUGUAAAAAGCUUGUGUUCUAAUUAGAGUCGUGCUGG
Phragmites australis (common reed) is the source of this 1782-nucleotide messenger RNA. Its product is annotated as protein IQ-DOMAIN 6-like. The coding region runs from base 287 to 1549 and encodes 420 amino acids. The transcript has 4 exons. Gene Ontology annotation, molecular function: protein binding. The record is from RefSeq and is a predicted model, not a curated record. NCBI's taxonomy places the organism in Eukaryota, Viridiplantae, Streptophyta, Magnoliopsida, Poales, Poaceae.